Peronospora matthiolae is the source of this 312-nucleotide messenger RNA. The record is from the annotation of a GenBank genome assembly. NCBI's taxonomy places the organism in Eukaryota, Oomycota, Peronosporomycetes, Peronosporales, Peronosporaceae.
AUGAAUGCCGAUGUCGAUCGCAUCGACAUAAAUGAUGAUGAUGACGACGAUGCUGGUAAAUUCAGCAUCUUCAAUGACUGCCAAAGUGAGGACGAUGACGCCCUCACUGGUAAAGACAACGUUCUUUCAUCAGUAAACACAAAGCGCACUGCCGUUAACAAGGAUAAGGCAGCAAAAGAAUUUCUGCUGACUCGCGAAGCGGUUGUCCGUUUUGUUCAAGACUCGAUUGCAGAUGCGCUAGACAGACAGAAGAGAAAAAUGAAGACAAUCAUGGAAGAGCAAAUGUUCUUUAGUUUGAUGAAGGAGACCUAG